AUGAAGAUGAAUCCCCUCGUUGCAGAUACGCUGGCGAACCCGCGAUUUCAAUUGUUCGCGACUGCUGUAUUCUCAGGUGCCACCGUCGCCUCGCUCAUCCUGGGCUACCAGUCCUUGGAACGUGGUCAGAGGAUCUCACGAUUGAAGAAUUCGAUACCAAGAAGUGAGAGGGAUGACGGCAAGGUGAACUACCCAGAUCCUCCAGUGGAUAAGGAGGACGCUCGCAACCAGGCACUGGCCAGGCGCGCGCAGGCAGGAGACUUUGACGAGGAACUCAUUUUGGAGCAGCUGGCCCGGAACAGAGUCUUCCUCAAGCCUGAGGGGCUGGACAAACUGCGCGACUCAUUUGUGGUCGUUGUGGGUUGCGGUGGUGUCGGUUCUCAUGCUACGGCGUCGCUCGCCCGGUCCGGCGCAUCGAAGAUCCGUCUUAUUGAUUUCGACCAAGUCACACUGAGCUCACUGAACCGGCAUGCGGUGGCAACGCUUGCGGAUGUGGGCACCCCCAAGGUUCGCUGUCUGGAAAGGCGAUUGAUUGCCAUCGCCCCAUGGGUUCAAUUUGACCUACGCCAGGAGAAGUUCGACGAUGAUGUAGCCGAAAAACUCCUGGGCCCUUGGGGGGAAACUGACCGCAAGCCGGAUUUCGUUAUUGACGCAAUCGACAACAUUGACACCAAGGUUGCAUUACUCAAGUACUGCCACGACAACAAGCUCCCCGUGAUUAGUUCAAUGGGAGCUGGUUGCAAAUCAGAUCCUACCCGCAUCAUUGUGGGUGAUAUAUCAACUAGCACUGACGAUGCGUUAUCUCGUAGCACGCGGCGUCGUCUCAAACUAGUAGGAGUUCACACGGGAAUUCCUGUUGUGUAUUCCAUGGAGAAGACUGGUGAUGGCAAGGCUGAACUCCUCCCUCUCCCCGAAGAAGAAUUUCAAAAGGGCUCCGUGGGCGACCUUGGGCCAAUGGCAAACUUUCGAGUUCGGAUUCUCCCAGUACUCGGAACGAUGCCUGCCGUCUUUGGGCUGACCGUCGCCAAUCACGUUAUUCUCGCAUUGACUGGCUACCCUUACGACUACGCGCCAGGCAAAGGCCGGGAUAAAUUGUAUGAUGGAGUCUUCAACUACGUCCAGGGCGUGGAAGAGAAGCUACACAGACUCUUCCACCCUAACCUCACGGGCCUCAAAAUUCCGUUGACAACGAACGACGUCGCAUUCCUCCUGGAUGAGCUGUACCAAGGAAAGAGCGUCAUCACGGGCAUUUCUACAAAGAUCGUGUUGAUACGGUGGCGCAAGCCUAGCGAGGACAACUUGAUCGUCAUCGGUGAGGAGCCUCAAGUCCAGAGGAGUUCGCGACUGAAGCUGAGCGACUUGGUGUGCAUGACGAAGGAAGAAGCCACAAGGCAUGAAAAGAGGAUUUUCAAGAAAGGAAAGAAGCUUGAGGACCUGUAUGAUGCUGAAACGAUAGCAAGGGUCGACGCGAAGAGACUGAAGGCGGACCGGUAUGAGGCCUAUCGAGCUUCCCUGUGA
Molecule: messenger RNA, 1518 nt
Organism: Clonostachys rhizophaga
Lineage: Eukaryota; Fungi; Ascomycota; Sordariomycetes; Hypocreales; Bionectriaceae
Source: the annotation of a GenBank genome assembly